CGAUAGUGCGCCGCCAUGUUGUUUCCCUGCCGCUAUUAAACACGAAGAAGAAGAGAGUUUUGCCGUAAAGCAGAACGCGUUGAGUCGGCGGAAGGUUAAAGUGAUUCCUGCAAAACACGCAUCAUGCCGUUUGUGGACGUGCAGUCGCGGCUUGGCAUCAACGUGGACCGCUGGCUGCUGGCGCAGAGCGGACCGCAGCCCAACAAACGGGCGGCUCGCUGCCACGCCUUUGAGAAGGAGUGGAUCGAGUGUGCCCAUGGCAUCGGGCAGACCCGCGCCAAGAAGGAGUGCCAGCUGGAGUUUGAGGACUUCUACGAGUGCAUGCACAGGCAGAAGACGCACGAGAGGUUGUACACGAUCCGUAAGCAGCGCGACAAGAUGGUGAAGGAGGGGACCUACACGCCACCGCCCUGCCACUCAGGCAAGUCGGACUAAUCGCCAUGAGGAAGCACACGACCAUCUGCAGUUCUGUUCUUGUGUAUAGUAAAUCAGAUAAAACUAUUUCCUGUUCGCCUGUACAAGUUUGCAAAUAAAUGUUAUCAUCCACUGUCA
This is a messenger RNA of Lates calcarifer (barramundi perch), 552 nucleotides long. RefSeq names its product NADH:ubiquinone oxidoreductase subunit S5 (gene ndufs5). Bases 124 to 435 code for a protein of 103 amino acids. The record is from RefSeq and is a predicted model, not a curated record. NCBI's taxonomy places the organism in Eukaryota, Metazoa, Chordata, Actinopteri, Centropomidae. The transcript has 3 exons. Gene Ontology annotation, biological process: mitochondrial respiratory chain complex I assembly.